This is a messenger RNA of Rhipicephalus sanguineus (brown dog tick), 2367 nucleotides long. RefSeq lists its product as uncharacterized. The transcript is spliced from 4 exons. Lineage: Eukaryota; Metazoa; Arthropoda; Arachnida; Ixodida; Ixodidae. The record is from RefSeq and is a predicted model, not a curated record. The coding region runs from base 1 to 2367 and encodes 788 amino acids.
AUGGCUCUACCUCAGACUCCUCGUCGUUUCUCGAACGCGCCCCCACUCUCCACCCGACCGGUGGAAGCCGCUCCCUUGAAAAGCGACGGCGGCACCGAGCUGGCAGAAGCAGCGUCGCAGCCGUGCUCUCGGGAGUCUUCGGUGACCCUGCCUCCUACACCAACAGCUGCAGUCACCGAAAGGCACACUUCCAGGACCGCGGUCACAAAGGUCGAAGAACUUGCCACGCCCACUUCCUCCGAAAGUGAUGCGUCACGUUCCUACUCUGGAAUGUCUGCAUUCUCUCUUUGCUUGCCAGAAUUUGCAGCCUCCAGCGGGAAUGCCGUCACAGAGGAAGCAAGAGCUGCCGAAGAAGUGAUUGUGAUCAGCACCUUCGAAGCCUCCGAAGCCGAGCAAGAAGAGGACGGCGAGAUUUUCAUCGUGUCGGACGCCUCUUCGGACGUGCUUCCAGAAGUGAUUCCCACUCACGUCAAAUGCCCGGAGGAUAGCUGGUCACGGAGCUGCGGAGAAACCACCUUGAAGGAGGGUGACGUGGAGCUGGCAGAGCUGAUCACCUUGCCCUUUGCGCAGAUCACGGAGCCCCUCGAAAUGCCGCGGAAACCAUCGGUGGGGCCGGUGACGGCAGCACUCGACGUGCAGGAAGGACAGGUCGAGCAGUCGCUUCCGGGCUACGCCGUCUGCCCUUCCGAAGCGGAGAGUUCAUUGCCAAAGCCGGAAGACCAUCUCCAGGCACCGGACACACCCGAAACUCCGGCAACAGCGGAGAGCGGGGAGCUCGGGCAAUCUUACGGCUCCGCUCCUGCAAUAGACCGUCCAUCUGUGACUCCUCAUCGUUUCUCGAACGCGCCCCCACCCUCCACCCUACCGGUGGAAGCCACUCCCUUGAAAAGCGACGGCGGCACAGAGCUGGCAGAAGCAGCGUCGCAGCCGUGCUCUCGGGAGUCUUCGGUGGCCCUGCCUCCUACACCAACAACUGCAGUCACCGAAAGGCACACUUCCAGGACCGCGGUCACAAAGGUCGAAGAACUGGCCACGCCCACUUCCUCCGAAAGUGAUGCGUCACGUUCCUACUCUGGAAUGUCUGCAUUCUCUCUUUGCUUGCCAGAAUUUGCAGCCUCCAGCGGGAAUGCCGUCACAGAGGAAGCCAGAGCUGCCGAAGAAGUGAUUGUGAUCAGCACCUUCGAAGCCUCCGAAGCCGAGCGAAAAGAGGACGGCGAGAUUUUCAUCGUGUCGGACGCCUCUUCGGACGUGUUCACAGAAGUGAUUCCCACUCACGUCAAAUGCCCGGAGGAUAGCUGGUCACGGAGCUGCGGAGAAACCACCUUGAAGGAGGGUGACGUGGAGCUGGCAGAGCUGAUCACCUUGCCCUUUGCGCAGAUCACGGAGCCCCUCGAAAUGCCGCGGAAACCAUCGCUGGGGCCGGUGACGGCAGCACUCGACGUGCAGGAAGGACAGGUCGAGCAGUCGCUUCCGGGCUACGCCGUCUGCCCUUCCGAAGCGGAGAGUUCGUUGCCAAAGCCGGAAGACCAUCUCCAGGCACCGGACACACCAGAAACUCCGGCAACAACGGAGAACGGGGAGCUCGGGCAAUCUUACGGCUCCGCUCCUGCAAUAGACCGUCCACCUGUGAUGCCUCGUCGCUUCUCGAACCCGCCCCCACUCUCCAUCGGGCCGAUGGAAGCCACUCCCUUGCAAAGCGACGGCGGCACCGAGCUGGCAGAAGCAGCGUCGCAGCCGUGCUCUCGGGAGUCUUCGGUGACCCUGCCUCCUACACCAACAGCUGCAGUCACCGGAAGGCACACUUCCAGGACCGCGGUCACAAAUGUCGAAGAACUGGCCACGCCCACUUCCUCCGAAAGUGAUGCGUCACGUUCCUACUCUGGGAUGUCUGCAUUCUCUCUUUGCUUGCCAGAAUUUGCAGCCUCCAGGGGGAAUGCCGUCACAGAGGAAGCCAGAACUGCUGAAGAGGUGAUUGUGAUCAGCGCCUCCGAAGCCGAUCAAGAAGAGGACGACGAGAUUUUCAUCGUGUCGGACGCCUCUUCAGACGUGCUUCCAGAAGUGAUUCCCACUCACGUCAAAUGCCCGGAGGAUAGCUGGUCACGGAGCUGCGGGGAAACCACCUUGAAGGAGGGUGACGUGGAGCUGAGAGAGCUGAUCAGCUUACCCUUUGCGCAGAUCACGGAGCCCCUCGAAAUGCCGCGGAAACCAUCGGUGGGUCCGGUGACGGCUGCACUCCACGUGCAGGAAGGACAGGUCGAGCAGUCGCUUCCGGGUUACGCCGUCUGCCCUUCCGAAGCGGAGAAAAAGACUGCAACGACACCCGUGCACAAGGCUGAGCUCGAUGAGAACCCAGUGAUGCGGUCGUGA